AUGUGGAUAAAGGCGUCUAUUAUAUUAAAUAAUGUUGAUGAGAAUUUGGCGGGAAGAGAAACUUUGGACACGUUUUCAAGAAUAUGGGUGACACGCGUUUGCUUGACGAGUGCCAUACUGGCGGCCAAGGUAUCCUUGGAUCCGACGAAUGUGCCGCGUCCGUGGCAUAGUUAUUUGCUGGCUACGAGCACGCCGUUCCCGAAACAUCCGAAUCAUCAACAUGACGAUCGUUCGAUCGAUGCUGAUCUAGAAAAGCUCGUGUCCUCCAGAGAACAUUCAACAAGACUUCAGUCCGCGAUUUCGACCUUGAAUAAUCGCAGACAAAAGUCGCAGACGGGACCUCAGAGGUUCCCUACGGAAAUUCACCAAGACUUUUUGGCGAAAGUGCCGAAUGCAUCGCCAUCGCCUCCGCCGUCGUCGACGACGAUGACGACGACGUUAUCGGGAUCUCGAGACAUCGAAUAUCAGCGGCAUGUACCACGACGAUUCGCAUAUCAGGAUAUCGAAAUGCUCGACAGAUACUUGACAGACGAGCCGGAUGACGAUGAACUACCGUAUCGCGGGAAAACCGAACUGUCGACGUAUUACCGUCGCGGGCCGCAAGAUAUAACGGCGGCCAUCAAGGCCUUAGAUCGCUUCCUAAGUCGUACUUUGAACGACGACGGGUACAACAGCAAGUUACAUCCACCGCCCAAUCCCAUUUUAGCCCUCGUCCUGUCUCGAUACGGACGCUACGUGCCCGGAACGCGAAACCCUCGCGUAUACGCGAACAUGGCAGUGAACAAUAUUCACAACCAUUUGCCGUUCGGCAGGUACAAAUACGAGUGCGACGAGGAGCCGAUUUACAAAUAGCGAUAAAUGAAAUAGCGAUUGUAUCUAAUAUUGUAAAAUUGCGAAUAAAAAUAAUAUAAGCGUAAAUAUAUGACAAAAUGAAAUAGAAUUUGAUAAUUGGAGCUUUCGCGAUCCUUGGAACCGAUAUUCGAGGAUGUGAUAAAUAUGUAUAAUAAUAUACGAGUAUGUGUGUAUGUAUGUAUGAGGAUAUAUAGACCGAUGAAAUAUCUCUAUUUCCUUCUACAUGCACGUGUAUCUUCAUACUUCAAGAUUUUGAAAUAUGCUUUACGGGAAUUUCUUAUGCCUCAUACGUGCACAUGUACGUACGUGAUCAAAUAGAUAAUAUUAAAAAA
This is a messenger RNA of Formica exsecta, 1184 nucleotides long. RefSeq lists its product as uncharacterized. The transcript has 3 exons. Bases 1 to 852 code for a protein of 283 amino acids. Lineage: Eukaryota; Metazoa; Arthropoda; Insecta; Hymenoptera; Formicidae. The record is from RefSeq and is a predicted model, not a curated record.